GCCUUCGUCUCACCCUGUGGCUGUGUUGGCCGCGGCGGCGAAAAACACCGACGGCCUCCCCCUCGUUCCCGGUUUUUAUCCCGAGACCUUCGACCACGUCCUCCUCGAUCCCCCCUGCUCUGCCUUGGGCCUCCGACCGCGGUUCUCCCUCCCCGUGCGGGGCCAAGACUUGGACGCGUUCGUGGCGUUCCAACGGAAGUUUUGGUGGGCGGCGGUGUUUUUGUUGCGAGUGGGGGGGAGCAUGACCUAUUCCACCUGUACCCUCAAUCCUCAGGAAAACGAGGACAUGGUUCGGUACGCCCUCGACACGUACUCGGUCUUGCAACUGGUGCCGGCUGAGCCACGCCUGGGGGCUCCGGGAGGGGGAAAGGCUCUGUCGGACGAAGAGAGGGGCAAGGUACAGCUUUUCUUGCCGGGGGGGGGAGGGAGGGAGGGCGGAUGGGAGGAAGGGGAAGAGGGAGACUUGGACGUGAGUGGUUUCUUUGUCGCAAAAUUUGUCAAAGUGGCGAGUGUUUUUGAGGGAAAGGAUGGGGAAGCUAAGGGGACAGCCUGGCAAGACGAGCGGAAUGACCGGGACAGCGGGUGGAAGAGAAGGGGUCCCCAAGGGGAGGAGGAGGAAGGAUAA
Nannochloropsis gaditana CCMP526 is the source of this 625-nucleotide messenger RNA. RefSeq lists its product as uncharacterized. The record is from RefSeq and is a predicted model, not a curated record. The transcript has a single exon. The annotation marks the transcript as partial. Gene Ontology annotation, molecular function: methyltransferase activity. Gene Ontology annotation, biological process: RNA methylation.